Molecule: messenger RNA, 1854 nt
Organism: Colletotrichum orchidophilum
Lineage: Eukaryota; Fungi; Ascomycota; Sordariomycetes; Glomerellales; Glomerellaceae
Product: fungal specific transcription factor domain-containing protein
Exons: 4
Coding region: 1-1854 (617 amino acids)
Biological process (GO): DNA-templated transcription; regulation of DNA-templated transcription
Cellular component (GO): nucleus
Molecular function (GO): DNA-binding transcription factor activity, RNA polymerase II-specific; zinc ion binding; DNA binding
Source: RefSeq, a predicted model, not a curated record
AUGUCCCUCCUCCUAAUGCCCAGAGACCGCUACGCACCCGACGCCAAGGCCCCGCUGGCUUGCGGUAGCUGCAAGCGACAGAAGCGAAAAUGCGACAAGGCCCGCCCGGCGUGCGGGUUAUGCACCCGCUUGGACCGCCGGUGCGACUACGCCGAGCCCGCCCCGACCGCCCCGACCGCCGAUGACUUUGCUGCCCUGCAACUGAAGCUCAACGAGCUCGAGAGCCGGCUCAACACUAGGAACAGCACGCCCACAUCCAUAUCCUCAGGGAUCGGCAACGGCAGCGGCACACCGGGGCCCGGUCAGGGUCCUAGAUCGAGCUCCGCCUCAGGGUCUGCCGGAGGAGGUAUGGAGGAGACGCCGUCUGCUGUCUCGGUCUUCGCGCCCGUUGAACCGCUCUGGGAACAGCAGUCCUCGGCUCAAUACUCGCCAGACGCCUUCCUCGACCUUGCUUCCUUUGAAUGCCUGAAUCAAUCCCUCCCGAGACCCGUCAUCGACAUCCCAAAUGAAGUUCUGCACCAUCUCGGCGACGGCUACGCGAUCCAACACUCGGUAAACGCCUACUUCACCACCAUCCACACCUGGCUCCCCAUCGUCUCCAAGAAGCGUAUGAAUAUGGGCGUCGCCCUUAGCCAGGGUGGGCCCGACCUGGCCAUGCUCUUUCUCGCAAUGAAACUCAUGGCCACCCGUCCCACGGACAUCCUCGCGACGUCCCAGCACGCAAUCUACCGCGCCGCGAAGCGCUUCAUGUCCCUUCUGGAGAACGGUGGCGCGACCUCGGUUAUGGUCCUGCAGUCAAUGACCCUCAUCGCCUACUUUGAGUAUGCGCACGGCAUGUACCCGGCCGCGUGGAUUACCAUCGCCACCUGCGUGCGAUAUGCCGAUUUCCUCGGCCUGCCCAGCUUCCACGAGGGAAACGUUAUUCUGAGUUCGCCCACAACGUGGACCGAGUUGGAAGAGCGGUCGCGGACAUGGUGGGCAAUCAUCAGCCUCGACCGCAUCAUCUGCCUCGGCAACAAAAAGCGCUACCUCUCCCCCGAGCCGCAAGACAACGAGUUGUAUCCCGUAGACGACAAGAUCUGGGACGAAGGCCGCGUCGGCCGCGCAGUCCACCACAACGUCACCUCCCCGCCACCAUCACAGCCGGCCCCCUUCUCCUCCCUCUGUCGUUCCGCCCUCAUCGCCGGCAAAGUCAUCACCCACGUCCGCAAAGCGACCUCGGACCGCAAACAGAACCCAAACGCCUCGCCAGCCGACACCAUCGCCGAGGCCAACGCCCUGUCCGCGACGCUGUUCUCGAACCUGGAGCACUUGCAGCCCGUGGGAGAAGUGGUGUUGCAGCCGCUGCCCCUCCUGGCGCCGCGGUGCGUGCUGCUCUCCGCGGCCGUCCUGCUGCACGACUUCUACUGCUGCCCCUCGAGUCCUGACGGCCGCCUUAAGACCCCCGAGGAGACGGCGCAGCAGGCCCGUUCCGUUGACGUGCUUCUCAAGAUCAGCAAAGAUAUUGCCGUCCUGGCGGAAGAGCUGCUGCUCCUCGUCUCCCAAACAGUGAGGGAAAGUGAAACCGACGGCAACAAAAACAACAGCAACAAUAGUAGCCAAGGCGGUGGAGAUAUUGGUAGCGUAAGCCCUCUGAUCCUGGACGCGUUUUACGGCGCUGCGAAUACCCUCGCCUGGCUGCUGCGGGAGGAGGGAACCCUGGAGUGCGAGGACGAGAUGAACGCCAUCAAGCGGUGCCUGGAGAGGCUGGGCUCGCGGUGGAGGUUGGCGGGGGAGUAUGGGCGGAUGCUGGAGCAGCAGGAUUUUGCCAUCAUGAUGCAGGACAAGGGACACUCGACGUUGCGCAUAGUAUGA